Messenger RNA from Phyllopteryx taeniolatus (common seadragon), 5375 nucleotides. Its product is annotated as TSC22 domain family protein 1-like. The transcript is spliced from 2 exons. The record is from RefSeq and is a predicted model, not a curated record. NCBI's taxonomy places the organism in Eukaryota, Metazoa, Chordata, Actinopteri, Syngnathiformes, Syngnathidae. Bases 136 to 2727 code for a protein of 863 amino acids. Gene Ontology annotation, biological process: regulation of transcription by RNA polymerase II.
GGGGGGGGGGGGGGGCGGGGGGGGGGGUGAGGUCGUGUUGUCCGUUCAUCGUAGUUUCGUCAAAACGGCGGCGUUAACGUGCUUCAACUUUGUUACAUACUGUCAGAGACCAACUACCCCCCGGAUUUUCUUAAAAUGCAUCAUCCGGACCCCACUGGAGACUCUGGCAGUGUUAGAAAGAUGGCGCAGCCGGCUGCCUUUCACAGAAGGGGUAGCAACACCAGCAGCGGGAGCGGCUCCUCGCUGUCAACACCGGUGGCCACCAACAGUCACGGCUCGGCUGCUGAAGAAUAUCAGACCUCGCUGUUGAUUCAGUGCCAAACUCCAGCUGGCUCAUCCUCCCCAGGUCCCCACCAUCCUCCUUCCCACAGCCUGAAUCUACAUUCCCAGGCCACACAGUCUGCUGGGGCUCAGAUGAAAAAGAAGAGUGGCUUCCAGAUCACAAGCGUGACUCCAGCGCAGACAUCUGUGAGUACCAACAACAGUAUUGCGGAGGACACAGAGAGCUACGACGACCUGGAUGAAUCCCACACAGAGGAUCUGUCGUCCUCAGAAAUCAUGGAUGUCUCUCUUUCACGAGCUAAUGAUGUAGUUGGAGCAGAGAGAAGCUCCUCUGAGGAGACCCUGAAUAAUUUUCAUGAGGCUGAAACUCCAGGGCUCCUGUCACCAAACCAGCCUUCACACCCCCAUUCUCUGAAUCAAGCACCGCAACCGCAGCAUGGUGGGGGUAUGGUGAAUGGGACUGUGCACCGUCAUCCUCAUCAUCAGAACCAUGCCCAGGGCUACCCACUGUCUUCUGGGUCUGUGGGUGCCUCAUCUACCCAUGCCUCUGUCAUUCAGAAAAUGCCUUCUAAUGUUGGGGUCUCUCAAGAGGCAGCCCCUGCAAACAUUGUUUCUCAGCCUGUGGUGAUGGUGGGCCUGGGAUCCACUCCUGGAAUGCACAGCUCUGCUACAGGCACUGCAGUUAGUAUAGUUAAUCCCCAGACCAGCAGUGUUAUUAAUGUGAAUAUGUUGAGCUCUGCCAAUGUGCCUGUGAGGGGGGGAAUAAGCACGAGUGCGAGCAACAGCUCCGGAGGCUUUCCUCUCAAUGCGAAAAGCGGUCCUGCGGGUGGUGGAGGUGGUUCUGCAGCAUCUGGGGGCAACCUCAUGACUAACACCAAUAACACCAUGAUUCCGCAACAACAAACUCUCAACUGUAACAUCUCUUUGACUACUACAACCACUUCUGCUGUUACUGUUGCCAGUGCCUCGAGUGGAAUCCAGGGAAGACAUGGUUCUGUGUCUAUGAGUGCCCCUGUUACUGUCUCAACUAUUCCUGCUCAACCUGCCCCAACAACAAUGGUUGCUCACACCAGUUCUCGCUUCAGGGUGGUGAAGUUGGACUCAAGUUCGGAGCCCUUCAAGAAGGGCAGAUGGACGUGCACUGAGUUUUACGACAAGGACACCCCAAACUCUGCUUCUUGCUCAUCUACAUCUGAUGCUGGCAGCAUGCGCCAGUUUGUCUCUGAGAACUUUGCUGGGUGCUCAGAGAGGGAAAGCACAAGUGGUAGCUCUGUGAGUAGUACUUUAAGCACAGUGAGCCAUUAUAUGGAAAGUGUUUGCAGUGGCGAGACUGGGGGACCCCCAGUUUCCCAACAUGCACAGGAUUACGCCUCCCCUCCUCAGGGUUUUCAAGCAGGCCUUCCAAGUGGCUUAGUAGGUAUGGGUGUGUCUCAAUCGCAACCCCUUUUAAACCCCCAAGAGAUCACCCAUUCAAAUAUCAAGAGUAACAUGCCUUCCUCGACUCCGUCAAACACAAAUCCGCCAGUACCUGUGCAAGGCCACUCUAUCACCAGUGGAAUGCCUAUUUCUGCUUCACCCCAGCAACAGCUUACCUACGCGCAGGCAGUUGCGAAUCAAACCCCAGGCUCCACACAAGGCAUUGUGGGUGUUCAGCAGCACCAGCACUAUGCCUCAUUUCCCCAACAUCCAUCUGCUGCCCCAGUACAAAUGAGACCCCCUGAGUACAGCCAGGCACAUCAAGGUAUUCCCCAAGCUCCCGCCUCUCAACAUCGAUUGAACCAAGCUGGACUAAAUUCUUCAGGGCAAGCUAAUGGAGCAUGUCAGAUGAUGGGAGGCCUCCAGCAGUCACCAGUAAUCCUCCAAAGUCAACCCCAGCAGCCCUCAUCUCUCCAGGCUACUACCUCCAAUACAGCCUUCCAUGUUGGAGUAGCAGCUCAACAGCCUCCGAGCCUCGCUGCUCACCUGGAUUUCCAGCAACAGAAACCACAGUCCCUCCCAACACAAGUCCAAAACCUUGGUCUGUGCACCCAGUUGCCCACCACAAUUCAGAGCCAGGUGACUGCACCUAGUGUGCCUCCAUCUAACCCCGACCACCACGCUCUGCCACAAGUUCUCAAUGUAGGCAACAAUAGAAUGCUCCCUCAAGGUGUUCCCCAGAGUUUGUCCCAGGAGCUCAGCAGUGCCCAGGCCCUGACCCAUGCUGCUCAGGCUAGUGCCCUCUAUGCUAGUCUGCCCACCUUCACUACUACUCAGCUGCAGGAUGCCCAGCGACUCCUACUCCAGCACCAGUCUGCUCUGCUGGGAUUGCCAAAGCUUUCCGGAGGGGACCCAGGAUCUGGAUUGAACGCUGGCCAAGAAGCUGAAGGCAACGCUGCCAUCGCCAGUGCCUUAACUGCAUCAGCUGGUCUUAAAACUCUGGAUGGAGAGGAGGAUGGUGGAAGAUAAUGGAGGGGUCAUCUGGCUGUGACGCAUCUUCUCCUGAUGAAGUUGAUUUGACGUUUUACUAGUCUGCCUACUUGGAUCCUCACCAUCUACAUUUAACAGCGUGCUAACACUGGUGUGGCGUCUUGUGUUGUAAUGCAGGAAAUACAAAAUACUUAUUUAAUCAAAGGUUUUUGAUAUUUCUCCCAUCUAUGGGUGACCUUUUAAGGGAAGAGAUUUACUUGUUCACACUUAAACCUUCACUAAAAGCUCAUUGAUUUCGUUAAGAGCUCACUCUUGUCACGAUCUGUCUUUUCUCUCAUCUAUUGUCCCUCUUCUUCAGUCGCUACGUUUUACUCUUGUCGAUAGUUUGCCUGAAUUAAAUGUUUUCUUAAAACUUGAAAUCCAGCUAUGAACUGGAAUAAAACACUUCAGUUUCAGUAUAGUCUUUUCAGUACAAUAUUUUUCAUCACCUGAAUCUAAAAUAGGAAUUAAAAGUGUCAUAUAAGGUUGGUAAUGUUUUAGUCAAAUUUCCCUCUGUGGUUUGAUGGAUACUGAAGGUUGGUUAAUGUUAUCACAUGACGUGUAACUCUGAGGAAUGUGAAAUCUUUGGGGAUCAAAUGGAUUAUUGUCUUUGAUGAUAACUAGAAUUUGGGGCAAACUAAAGCCUUUGUUAAAAUUGACAAUAUUGCCUACAAGAGUUGUGAUCACAGUUCCUUUCUGCUAGUUUUUAGUUGUACUUUUCAGAAAGAAGCUGCCAUUCAUAACCAAACUGGUGCACAUGGGUUAAAAUAAGCUUAAAUAUUGUAGUUUCCAUUACAUCAGUGGGGAAAAAACAAGAUUGUUUAGAAAUGAGUGUCUUUUUUUAAUUCGAUGAGGCUUGUUUUGCACCUUUUGUUUGUUUGAAUAAUUUGCAUGUUUUAUGAGGCUUCUGAUGGAGUGAAUUAAUGCAUGACAUCAACAAAAACAGUUGUUUCUCCACGCAGCUUGCUUUUGUUUUCCCCUCUAGUCACUAAUGGACUGCAGAAGGCACAUUGUCUUUAUUUUAGAGGCAGUAAAAUGGUAGAACAAGACGAGUUUGGGGGCUUGGAUUGAUAAACAUUAAUAUACUAUUUAACCUCCAUAAUCAUCACAUCUUUAUUCAUUUUCAACAAAUUACAAGCUAUUGCAACUUAUGAAAAAAAGGGGUGUGGUUUAAAACUAGUAGACCCUAUAUCCAGAUGAUUUUUUUUUUCUCGACAAAGUGCUGAGAACAGUGUAAUUUUAACUCGGUGGGAGGGAGGUUUUGAGGUUACCGACAAGGUACAUGCUGUUCUGUUGUUAAAUACUGAAGGAGAAAUGUUCCGUGUGCACAAUGAUUGUAUAGGAGACAUUUCUGAGAGGCUUUUGCUGUCUGUACAGUAAACGUUGUUUACUGUUUAAAACGUUUUGUAUGGUGUUGUCAGCAAUGCUGAUUUUGGCAUUGUAAAAACGUACCAGUUGUCCUUGCUUUAAAUCAUAAAUGUUCUAUUGUCAACCACUCUAAUACAGUGUUACAGUAUGUCUGCCUAGUUAGAAUUAUAUAAAAUUUGACACUGAACUAGAGCGGUGUGGCAACAUCUUUAUCAAUGACACGACAUUUUUUUAUUUGACUUUAAACUGAAAUGUGGCCAUUGUCAGGAAACGACUUUGAUUCUUGGUUUCUUUGCCAGAACUUGGAAAAUGAAUUCAAAAAGGGCAUUUAUUUUCCUUGUAUUUGUUGUAAUGGUUUCUCAUUACCCCCUAGCUUGGAGACAAAUGUAUAGCCAAUCUUGGCACAGAGCAUUAAUAAAGGUUUCAGUCUGCUCAUUGUAGAGGAGGCAGUUCCUCUCAUCAACAUGAUGAUCUUUAUCUGGCAGGAAUGUAUUUAGAGCAGAUUCCUGGUAGGGAGGUCUGUGGGCCGUUAGUACUUUCACAGUACGUGUUGUUGCUUCUUUGAACAUAUUUUCCGACUAGGGGUUGACACAGGAGUGGAUUUUGACUCCUGCUCCCUUCCGGUCCCAGAGCGAUGGAUCCCACCCCUUCACAAUUCCGAGUGAGUGUUUAAAAAAUAAAAAAUAAAAUAAAAUAAAAAAUCCCCCUCCCAUAGGGAUCAAGCCCACUCCCUCCCAAUCCCGAGCCGAAAUUUUACAGAAUCUCGCUCCCCUCCCCGUUUUUUCUUUUUUUUUUCUCUCUCCUUCCAGUCGAUCCGCCUACAUUUUUAUUAAUAGCUUGAAAGUCACCGGGAGUUGAUGGGAAUUUCCACUCCUGUCAUGGUUUCCAGUCCCGGUGACUUUCGUUCCCACUCCUGCCCAAUCCUGUGAUUAAGAUUGAAAUCACACCUGUCCCGCGGGACCCACAGGACCCGGUGCGAAUCCUGAAAAAAUGUCAGCCUCAGACCAGGGCUGCACGAUAUGAUUUGAUCGGGCUGAUAGGUAUCGGCCGAUAUUUAGUAUUUUAUGCUGAUCGGCUUUAAUGUCAUAAUUCGCCGACGUCAUUGAUCGGCUCCGCAAAAGACACGUGCACAGUAUAUUUGAAUCCAAAAGCUAGUUUAUUUUUUGUCUUGUCGCGUGUCUUUUGAUGUAGUACUGUAAAUAUCUGACGGCCAAAGAAGUUAUUUAAAAAAACAAACAAAAAGAAAACCUCGGGGUGUGGCACAGACAACACGUCGGAGA